GUUUCUUCUGUGAGUGAAGUGGAGGUCAAAUUGUUUAUAUUGUUAUGAAUAUUAUCAACGUUUUCUAUGAAACUAAAACAGUGAGAAUUCUACCACGUAAUAUACUUUCAAAUAAUGAUUUCGUUUGUGAUAAAAUGUGCAAACUUUUUUACUGGUAUAUGAAUACUAACGAAACAUGUUCCAUACCACGUUUGAUACUUAUAUGUACCUAUGUAGUUUGCCUAUAUUAAAUUAUAAAGAGAGGUAGUUUAUAUGUAGGUAUGUGUCUGUGUCCAAGGUUAUCUCAGAAACUAUUCAAUCGACUUGGAUAAUUCUUUCAUUGUUGGAAAAUACACAAAAUUUUCUCCAGAUAAACAUAAGCCAUUUUAUUACGCUUACUUCUCAGGGAACAGAAAAAUGAACAUAAUGCGAUCGGAUUAAGUCGAAAUCAGAUUAAAACAGCUUGAUUUUCAUUGCACGAUUGCGCUUUGUUACAUCGACUGUUGAUAGCUGCUUCCUACAAAUAUUUCUUGAAUACUAUUUACUAUAUUGAUUUCUAUUACAAAUGAUAGUAAGCUUAGAAUCGCGAAAUUAAAUUCAUAUCAGUUUCCACCAGUUUUAUGCGGACGAAAUAGCGGGCAACAAUUAAUAUUUUUAUAACUGUGAUAUAAGAAAAGACACAAAGAAAUAUGCACUAUUUGUGAGAAAUAUGUACUAUCAGAUACUAUUGUUGUACUAUGUCGUAUUAUGCUUUGAUCAGAGACUGACAAGAGUAGGGAGAUCGCCAAUGCAUAUGAGAAAAAUUCUGUCAGAAGUAGGCUUUACUUAUUUCCGUCUCUAACAAUCGAACGGUCGAACGAAAUUCAUAUUUCUUCCUCCGGUAUAUUUAGUGGGAGAAACGUGCCGGUAGUAUCGUGAACAGUAUUGAGCUAUUUUCCACAACAAAUAAUAUUUUUAAUGUCAUUAUAUUGAUAAAAAUGACACGAGUAACAUUUUUACAUCCGGAUCUUGGCAUAGGAGGAGCAGAAAGAUUGGUAGUUGAUGCUGCAUUAUCUUUAAAAAAACAAGGUUAUGAGGUUAAUUUCGUGACAACUCAUCACGAUUCCGAACAUUGUUUCUCUGAAACAAAAGAUGGAACAAUUCCUGUUACGGUUGUUGGAAGUUGGUUGCCCAGGCAUAUCUUGGGUAGAUUCUUUGCACUUUUUGCUUAUAUUCGUAUGAUAUAUGCAGCUAGCUACAUCGUUUUCUGUGAAAAUCGACCAGACAUUGUAUUCUGUGAUCUAGUUUCUGCAUGCAUCCCUAUUCUUCGCUUACGAAUUCCAUACAUAAUUUUUUAUUGUCAUUAUCCAGAUCAAUUACUUUCACGGCCAGAGGGUCUUAGUAAACAAUUGUAUCGUGUACCCCUUAAUUAUCUGGAAGAAAUAACAACUGGAAUGGCACAUAAAAUAUUUGUAAAUAGUCUAUAUACACGUUCAGUGUUUAAGGACACUUUUAAGAGAUUAACUAUUGAACCUGAGGUUUUAUAUCCCUCUAUCAAUACAGACUAUUUUGAUAAAGCACGAAUAAUACCUUUAGAAAGAGUACUUGAUAAAAGAUUACCACCAAAUAGUACUAUAUUACUAUCUAUCAACAGAUAUGAACGUAAAAAAAAUUUGGGGCUAGCAAUAGAAGCACUAGCACAGCUCAAAAAGUACUUAAAAGAAGAAGAAUACAAAAAAGUAUAUUUAAUCAUGGCUGGUGGAUAUGAUAAAAGAGUUGAAGAAAAUGUAGAACAUUAUUUGGAAUUAAUAGGUCUUGCUGAUGAGCUAAAUGUUACAGAUAAAAUAAUAUUUCUUCGUUCUCCUUCAGAUAUUGAUAAAGUAUCUAUUUUAUAUCAUUGUAUGGUUUUAUUAUAUACGCCUCCAAAUGAACAUUUUGGUAUUGUACCACUUGAAGCAAUGUACAUGAGUAAACCAGUAAUUGCACAUAAUUCUGGUGGUCCAAAAGAAUCUGUUGUUUCUGGAAUUACUGGAUUUUUGGUUGAUUUAUCUGGUGAUGCUUUUGCUCUGAAAAUAGCUGAUUUAAUUAAAAAUCCAGAAUAUGUUCAGCAAUUUGGUGAUGCAGGCAAAGUUAGAUUUAUGGACACUUUCAGUUCUGCUGCAUUUAGUGCUCAAUUGAACAAAACAAUUGAAGACUUAAUUGACAAUAAGAAAGUAAAGUAAAAUUGUAAUUAUUGAACUUUUAUACAUAGCAGAUAAAAAUUUAAAUUGUUACAAUUUUACUAUAUAUUCUUUAUGACGGAAACUAAUGAGAAAAUAUUAACAAAGAAAUGAGAAUCAUAUUAUACGACUUUAAAUUUCUUAGUAAAAUAUAUUGAUUGUAUCAAUCGCAAUAUUUUCUUAAUUACCAAAUUUUUGAUAUGUGAAUUAUAAUUUGCUACAUUUGCUAA
Molecule: messenger RNA, 2407 nt
Organism: Bombus terrestris (buff-tailed bumblebee)
Lineage: Eukaryota; Metazoa; Arthropoda; Insecta; Hymenoptera; Apidae
Gene: Alg2
Product: alpha-1,3/1,6-mannosyltransferase ALG2
Exons: 3
Coding region: 957-2180 (407 amino acids)
Molecular function (GO): GDP-Man:Man(1)GlcNAc(2)-PP-Dol alpha-1,3-mannosyltransferase activity; alpha-1,3-mannosyltransferase activity
Source: RefSeq, a predicted model, not a curated record